ACGUAUGUGCAUGAAGAGGGGAACAUAAACUAAUGUGUAUUGAUUGCUAUGUAAAAAGCAAAUAAAAUCUGUUGUAAAAUGCCAUGUUUUUGGGCUUUUGUAUUUUAAAGACUGGCUUAAAUGGUUUUCUUAGUAAUAUCUGCAGACUGUACAUGGCUCUUGUAGGUACCAGUCAAAGAACUGGCUCACAGGGAGUGAGUGGCAGGGCAGUCCUGCUAAAGAUCCCUGUCUGCCAGUCUUCAGAGCCUCCCUCUGGGGCUUGUGGAUAAUUGAGCCUGCAGUAUCCAUUUGUACUUUGGUUUUGCUGGGUGCCAGUUAGUAAAAUUUAGGACAUGGAUUAAUGCCUGCUAAGAAGGGAAACCCACAGGAAGAGGUACUGGAUGGCUUUUGGACUUGGUUGUCCAGGAUUGAUUUUGGACCUGUAUUCUAGCAGCUCUGUAACCUCUUUGGACCAUCCAGUCACUGGACUAGCUCCCUCUUAGUUGCCUUCAAAUAGAAAAAGAUAAGGUACAUUAAACAAAUAGUACUGGUGUGAUGUGUGGCAUGCGAAAAUUGAUGCUUUGUGUGAAAGCCACCUAACCUGUUCAGCUGGUUUCUGGUAAAUGAGAGAGCCAGUGAGCAUGCGCAGAACUUUGUCUGCUCUGCAUAACUGAGACCUAUUUACAUGACAUAACUGCCAUUGGCGUGCCUUUUAUCUGAGAGGUAGUGAGUUCACCUUGUAUGUAUUUAACAGGCGUAACUUAACCCAGGGACCAUACUGCUUUCACUGAGAAAAGCUGCACCCUGGACAUUCUGCAUGUGGGGAGUAUUUUUGCUGCAGAGAAAAUGGGACAGAAGGUAUCGCAGGAUAACAACCAGAACAAGGCUGACAUUCUAGUUUUAUGUGACUUAUUCAGCCAAGUGGUUGUCCAUGCAUCUCAAAAGCUGAAAGAUUAUCUUGUUGAAGAUCCUCACAGCAAACUCCACGUAGCUACAAAUACAUUCAGUGAGAUCUUUUUGAUCAACUUCAUCACCUUCUGUGUUGAAAAAGGAGUCUUCAUAACCAGCAAAAUGACCAGGCAGCAGUUCUGGCUCUUUGGGGUUGACUGGAUCUGGACUCUAGGAGCUGACAAGCAAAUCAAGCUUCAGAUUGCUGUUCAGUCUUUGCAGAUGGCAGAACUCCUUCACAAUAAAGAUGGCUCCAGUGAACCACGUGGCCUCUGUGAGGAAGCCAUGUUAGCAGACAAGCUCUUCUCAAACCUGCUUUUGUUUUUAAAGCUGGAAAAAUCCUGCUUGCUGGUGGGACAAGACUGUCUGGGCCUAUUUAUAGCAUCUGGUGUACCUGGGAAGCCAAAAGAUGUCAGAGGAGUUAUGCUAGACAGUAUCAACAGGGAGAAGCAGAACCAGCACCUCUCAGGCACAAAAGCUUUGAGGCAGUUGAGCACAGAGAGAUUCCUUGCUACAAAAGAAAUGCUAGAAAACUGCCUUGGUAAGAGAAAUGGGCUGAGGCAGGUAGACAAGGUUUACGUUAACUUUGUUUAAAUUGUAAAUAGCUAAUAGUAGAAAAGUUGGGACCCAGUUCUCAAAAAAUAUGCAGGACUACAUGCACAGCUCAGUGCAGCUGUUUAGACUGAGCGUUUGAUUUUAUAAGAACUGAGUCUCUCCUGUCUUUAAAUCUAAAAAGGUUAAUAAAGAGGGACUGAAUUUUAAGAACAUUUUGUUCUCUGGGUAAUAAUCCUUUUUUAAAAUAUUCAACUGGACAAAAAGCUCAUCACCCAAACCUUUGAGAAGAUUUGUAAAGAGUUUGUCUUUGUUUAGAAUGGGCAUAAAGACUGCAGAUGGUUUUUAACUUGAACACUUGAUCUUAUAAAGAUGUGCUCUCAUUCCAACUAAUAAUACAAGGCAACAAUAGCAGGAUUUUAUAAUUCUGGACUGUAAAUUCCAGGUACUUGAAGGGAUUGGUCCUAGCAAGGAAAAAGGCCAGACUGUAGCUAAGAUCUUUCUCAUUUAUAAUUCUUGAAGUUAUUUUUUUUUUAUACUUGUUAAAAUUUAAGAGGAAGAAAGAAGCCCCAGCUGAUACUGGAUUCCUAUUUUACAGUGUAUAGCGAAAGUGCUUGUCCCUACCCAAAACCUAGGUGAGAGUUUUUCCAUUGACUUCACUGGAGCCAAAAUUGCACCUUAGGUCUUGUGGUUGAACUUAAAUCCCUUACACUAUAUGCUUUCUCUCUGAGAGCAAGGGCUGCUUCCUGACGUUAAAAAAAAAAGCAGCAGCAAAACACGGCCCUUUACUGUAAGCUCAAUGCGUUGUCAGAACAAUUCAGAAUGUUAAAAAAUUUAUAAAGAAAAAACUUGAGUACUGUAUUUUUUUACUCAAUAAAAGGAUUCUAUGGAAUGUUACAUGUCAUAAGUAGAUACAAUUCUCCUAGGUUAGCUUAGGCCAACAUACUGUUACAUUAUGGAGAACUGUGCAGUUUUAUAGAAGACUUUAACAUGUCACAGUGUAGGAGUCAUUAGUAAAUGUAGCAAAAAAGCACCUACUUUAAUUUUUAGGCUUAACUCUUCCUAGUGGAAUAUGUGGCUGAAUUGCACCUUUAAAAAUAAGAUCCACUGAAGCCAUAUGAGUAGAGUGCAUCUGAAAUAUCCCACUCCUAGGGACACUAGAUGGCUGAAGGCCAAUCUCCCAUUUCACAACCUUGAACCUUCUGGCAUUAGGAAGAAAAUGGAGAACUUGAAGACAGACUCCUCUCAGGUGAGGUAAAAGCAGAGUAGGGAGAGAUGCACUCAGUCUUCUGUUGUCCGAAUAUCAAUACCUUAAGUGCUUUCCAGAAUAAAAACUCUGGUAAUUUUAGAGGGCAAGAAAAGGAUUAGUCAGAUAAAUGGAAUCUUUUCUUUUUUGCUUCUCACCAGGUAGAAGAUUUUGCAAAGCCACCUGAUGUUAGAAAGUAACAUACACAAGAUCUGUUGAAUAACUCAACUGUAAAAUAUUUUAUUUCUUGCACAAACAUUUUGAAAAAAGCCCAGUAGCUGAAUAUGCAGGAUAAGAAAUACAAAACAGCUUACAAUUGACCAGCUGAAGUUACUCAUCAAAAUUAAGUGUUGUUAAUAUACUUAUGACAAGGUCUUUGGGUAUGUUUUCCUGCCCACACAGAGCACUGUUUAAAUUUUCACUGGUUACUUGUUACAAAGACAGAUUUAAACUUGUAGAGGAAACUAUACAGUUCUUUGAAAGAACAAGUUUCAGACUACAAGAAGCACAUAAACAAGACAAGAAGUCCCAGACAGGCCUGGCUACUGAAAUAAAGUUAAUAGAACUAUUUGUCAUAGGUUUACCUUUUCCUCACUGAAGUCAAACCAGAAAUUAGCCUUAAGUACAGAAAGCCAAGCUUGUAUGUAGGCACAGAGGACAUGGCAAAUUAUCUCAGAUAGUGACUUGUAUCUCUGUACAA
Gavialis gangeticus (Gharial) is the source of this 3425-nucleotide messenger RNA. It is a transcript of the gene REP15, whose product is annotated as RAB15 effector protein. Gene Ontology annotation, biological process: receptor recycling. Lineage: Eukaryota; Metazoa; Chordata; Crocodylia; Gavialidae. The record is from RefSeq and is a predicted model, not a curated record.